Diaporthe batatas is the source of this 765-nucleotide messenger RNA. RefSeq lists its product as uncharacterized. Bases 1 to 765 code for a protein of 254 amino acids. The record is from RefSeq and is a predicted model, not a curated record. Lineage: Eukaryota; Fungi; Ascomycota; Sordariomycetes; Diaporthales; Diaporthaceae. The transcript is spliced from 2 exons.
AUGGUCGCCAGUGACGAAGUCUCUGAGAUCGACUUCAACGUUAACCCAAGGAGGAUCUCGUCCCUCUUCAUCCGCCGCUGCAAUAACAAGCAAACGUCAGGCGACAUGCUGCUGAUCAAUGGCUCUGCGACCUUCCACAACACCCACCUUGAUGCCUGGAGCGCGAGACCUCACCGUGGCAAGCUUUAUCUCGGAAAGAGGGUCUACAUUAAGGUCCGGCCUAAUCAGAUCCCUUCAUGGGCAGGCUCGACCGAUGGGCUGUCUACUGCAGAGCGGGACAGGAUACUAUCCUACAUAAGGUCGAUGAAUGAGACCAGGAUGGAGGGGACGUGGUGGGAGCAGUGGAGGGGAUACAUUGCUGGAAUUCUCGCCGUUGCUGUCGCUAGGACAAAGCUAAAUGCUGGCCUAUCUGCGACCGCCAAGGGCCUUUUUUUCCUCGGAGCAGGAGGCAAGGCUGCGUUCUGGAACGCCGGACUGAAGGCUUUUGGGUCCGCAGCUGGUCCUGCGAUUCUUCUUGGGAGUGUCGUCGGCGCUGCUGUCUACUUUAUUCCCUGGACCGACAUCUUGUCGUGGCUGGCUGGUAAAGCCCGAUCCUUCGAGACAUGGAUUUCAGAGGUCUGGGCCAAGCUGCACAACUGGUGCAUUGGGAGACAGGAAACCUCUGGACUUGGACACGAUGGGGUACCCCCCGGUGGAUCUUCUGCGGCUCAUGGUUCUGGAUUUGUUGGUGCACGCGGCUUUCAGUCCUUCCCGAUGAUGGCCUGA